Molecule: messenger RNA, 1185 nt
Organism: Lachnellula hyalina
Lineage: Eukaryota; Fungi; Ascomycota; Leotiomycetes; Helotiales; Lachnaceae
Gene: gtr2
Product: GTP-binding protein gtr2
Exons: 3
Coding region: 1-1185 (394 amino acids)
Biological process (GO): cellular response to starvation; regulation of autophagy; positive regulation of TOR signaling
Cellular component (GO): fungal-type vacuole membrane; nucleus; Gtr1-Gtr2 GTPase complex
Molecular function (GO): GTP binding; GTPase activity
Source: RefSeq, a predicted model, not a curated record
AUGCCUGUGCUUCAUACAGGCCGUAGACGCACCAAGCUGGAUCGCUCAUACAAUGGGCCUCCUCGUCAGGGGCCUGUCCGCCAUAUCAGUCCAGCUCAGCUAAAUCUUGAACGUGUCUAUGAACAGAACCGCAUCAAUAUUCAAAAGAAAGAUGCAACCAAAGCUCCGGAGCCAGCUCCGGGCCCUGCGGCAAAGGGAAAACCGAGGUUACUGCUGAUGGGUCAGCGAAGGAGCGGAAAGUCAUCUAUUUCAAGUGUCGUCUUCCACAAGAUGCCUCCAAACGAGACUUUAUUCCUAGAGUCUACUGCUAGGAUUCAAAAGGAUUCCAUGCAUUCCUUUAUGGACUUCCAAGUUUGGGACUUGCCUGGUCAACUUGACUUUAUGGAUCCUUCAUUUGACCUCGAUGCCAUCUUCUGCGAAAUCGGCGCCCUCAUCUGGGUAAUCGAUGCGCAAGAUGACUACAUCGAAGCAAUCAACCGUCUGAACAGCACCAUCCUCAAUCUCCAACCCAGCUACCAAAACGUAAACAUCGAAGUCUUCAUCCACAAAGUUGACGGUCUCUCUGAUGACUACAAACUCGACAUCCAACGAGACAUCAUGCAACGCAUCCAGGAUGAGCUCUCGGAUCACGGAGUAGAAAACGCCCCUAUCACCUUCCACCUAACCUCAAUCUACAAUCACUCCAUCUUCGAAGCCUUCAGCAAAGUCAUCCAGAAACUAAUCCCCCACCUUGCAACCCUAGAAGCCCUCCUCAACGACCUCUGCCGCUCCUGCCGCUUCGAAAAAGCCUACCUCUUCGACGUCCUCUCUAAAAUCUACAUCGCCACCGAUUCCUCACCCGUCGACAUGCCCUCAUACGAGAUCUGCAGCGACUACAUCGACGUCAUCGUCGACGUAUCGGAAAUCUACGGCUGGGAGCGUCCAAAAGAGUAUAUCGAGUUCCUGGAAGGCCCGCCGUGGAACAAGAAGCUGGACGAUCAAGUGGCAUGCAAGAACGCGGAAAGCGUCAUCGUGUUGACGGAUAUGAAGCGCCCGAUUAUGUUGCGUGAGGUGAAUCAGUAUCUGGCGCUGGUGGCUAUUAUGUGCGAGGGGAGUCACGAGAAGAUGCCGAGCGUCACGAUGAAUGUGGAGGCGACGGUGACGGGGUUGAGCGAGGUGUUUGAGAUUACCAAGCAUAGGAAGUAG